CCUGGACUAGUUGAUAUCCAAAAUCCCAUCUAAUCUUCAGAAUCAGUAGAGAAUAACCAGGAAUCAGGAUAAUUAAAAUAGGGUAUAAACCUUACCCCCUACAUUUCUAAUGAAAGUUAUAUGGGAAAAAUUAGGUAUGCAAGGAAACUAUUUUCAUUUUGAUCCUUUGCAUAGAAGCGAGACCUGGAAGCAGGAGUAGUUGCCUUGGACUAGCAGAAAACUUUCUCAGUUGGGCAGAACAGACACUUCCAAGUCCAUUUGCCGGUAAUCCUCUUCUUAAAGGAGUGUCUCCAUUUGUAGGUUGAUUUAUAACCAAAAAAGAAGUUUUCACAUAAUCACGUGAUGAAGUAUAACUAUCAACUGGAUUUAAUUUUUCUUGUUCCUCAGAAUGAGUGGGUGUGUUAUCUGGUACGUGUUUGGAGGGAGUGUCAUUGUUUUUGGAUAUAGAUCAUCACUUUUCCGGUAUACAGAAUUGCCUAACGUUCAACUCCCUUUUCCUGUGGAAAUCUGUAAAGCUAUUUAAUCUCAUGGGAAUGCAUUCCACUCUCAGGCCAUCUCUAACUGGCUUCAAAACUUUUUCUAUAAAAUAACAAUACUUUCCUUGUUCAUAAACGUUUUUCUCAGUGGCAGAGUUAUGAAAUUGGCAAAGCACAUGCUUAGAGAGUCAGAUAAUAAAUGGAAAAAGCUAUCAACAGGCCAGCAUGUGUUAGUUGCUUUUGAUCCCUUCUUUUCCUUACAUAAGAAGGAAUGAUAUUUACGUGUCAGGCAUGCUUUUAUAACUUUUCCAGCAUGGGAAAGUAGGUUCACUGAAAAAAAUGACACCAUGCAGGACAAGUCAAACUGCUCACUGAAAUGGCGCAAACCUUGCCACCCUUCCAUCCUUCCAGAAUAUUCUCUACCAUUUCUACUUAAUUUUGAUUUUUUUCUGGAGAUAUUAUUACAUCUCUAAAUAUGAUUGUCUGGAUCCAUUUCAGUCGGGUUCAUUUGGGAAAUUAUUUUGAGACUAUUUUGUUCACUUGGAUGAUCUAUCAAGUAGAUGAGGGAAGUGCAUGUCAAGGCCCAGCUCAAAAAUGACGUAGAACAGGUUCGGUUUUAUUUGCUCACACCCAAUACAAGACUAAAUCUUUCCUACUCUCACCCCAUUGGAUGAGCGCUUUGAGAUUCUUAGGGAGUGGCUAUCCUUACACUCUUCCUCUGUCUCCUAUCCAGCUCCAGGCUGUGUUGUGUCUUGUUUCUCCUGCCCCCCCAUCCCCGCUUAGAUAUGUACUCCUUCUUUCCUAGGAAAUUGCUGCUUCACUGCAGUCCAUCACAGUGCAGCCCUAUUAGUUCUGGACCUCUUCACUGCUUUUCCUAUCAACUAUGGUGUCCUAGGUCAGGGGUCCCCAACCUCCGGUCCAUGACCCGGUCCUCGGCAUACCAGCAACCGGUCCUCACAAAUAAGCAAAGCCCCAUCCGUGGGAUGCAGGCAGCACACAAAACCAUACACUCUCCGGUCCGUGGAAAAACCUUUCUCCACAGAAUCGGUCCCUGGUGCCCUAAAGGUUGGGGACCAGAGGUUCAUCACCUUGAUCAUUGAGUAUUUUGACAAGCCUUCUCCACUGGCCUAUAGAAAACAGCCUGGCAACAGAAUUUAGCUGAACCGUUCUUUCUGAACGGAAACUUCUAUGGAAAUUUAUUUUUAUUUUUCAAAAGGCAAAGGUACAUGGUACACCUUCUAAGUUAAGUUCUGAGAAGUUUUUUUCCAAAAUAGAUUUGUAGGUUCCUUCUGCUGGUUGAAAUUUCACUUGCUACAGUCUUCUGAUCACAACGUGGAAGUUACUGUAUAGGUAGUCCUCGGCUUACGAUCACAAUUGAACCGAAAAAUUCGCAUUGCUAAGCAAGAUGCUUGUUAAAUGAGUUUUGCCCCAUUUUAUGACUUUUCUUGCUACCACGAUUAAGUGAGAAUCCCAGUUAAGUUAAUAAACAUGGCUGUUAAGUGCCUCUGGCUUCCCCAUUGACUUUGCUUGUCAGAAGGUCGUAAAAGGGGAUCCACAUGACCCCGGGACAUUGCAACCAUCAUAAAUACACACAAGUUGCCAGGCAGCUGGAUUUUGAUCACCUGACCGUGGGGACUCUGCAACAGUCGUGAAGUGUAAAAAACAGUCGUAAGUCCCUUAUUUCAGUGCUAUUGUAACUUUGAAUGGGUCACUAAACGAAUGGUUGUAAGUCAAGGACUACCUGUGUCUGAAGGCCGUGCUGUGUCUGGCCAUCUGGCUGAUAUUUAGGAAGCCCCCUGUUUCCUGUGGCUUUCCUUGGGGCUGCUCCUGUUCAAAGCUGAUUAGGAAGGACACAUUUGGAGAAUAUCGCCCGUUUGUGGCAGUAGCAUCAUACGCAUUCUUGUCUUACUAGUUGACAUAUUACUCACUAGUUGAGCAUGCACUGAAUGUAUUAUUAGCCAUUUUUUUCUAUCACACUGCUAUCAAGUACCAGGAGAAUCAGAAAAUAGCUCUGGACCAAUGUGAGACUGUCUGCAUAUUGUUUACAGGUUAUUUUGGACUUGGGUAAGACUUAUCGUGUCAGAAUUGCUGCAGCAAUAAUUGGUGCCACUUCCAAAGGCUGCAAAACAAAGCCAGACUCUCCGUGUAGGUUGUCUUCCCCAGUGCCAGCCCAAGCAAUUGUCAGGACAUGCUGGGAAGACGGUUGGGCUUGGCGGAGUCCUCGAGUCUUUUCAGCCAUGAGGUCUGAAGGAGAACCCGGGGAUGAAGAGAGCCUGGCUGAGGAUCCAAGCUAAGAAAAGGAUGGCCAAGAUGCAUGCAGCAGGACAGCAAAAACCCCGAUAACAUUGUGUCGCCUCCUUGGAUUCAAGCGGACUGUUUUGGUUCUGUAGCAGGUGUAUUGUUUGUUCUUGGCAGCAAGGACUUAGAAUUCUAGGAUGAGUUGCUGGUUUUCAUGUGCUCUUAAAAACGUAUUGACUGCAGAUUGGAACAAAUAUGAUGAUCGUUUGAUGAAAGCAGCUGAAAGGGCUGAUGUGGAGAAGAUCUUGUCUGUCCUUGCUAAAAAAGGAGUGAACCCCACAAAAUUAGAUUUGGAAGGGAGAUCUGCAUUCCAUGUUGUAGCCUCAAAGGGUAACCUUGAUUGUCUGAAUGCUAUUCUUGUUCAUGGAGUUGACAUUGUUGCCACUGAUGUAGCAGGAAGGACUGCUCUGCAUUUAGCGGCAAAAUAUGGACAUGCGCUUUGUCUGCAAAAACUGUUGCAGUACAACUGCUCAACAGAAAAUGUGGAUCUGCAAGGACGUACUGCUCUUCAUGAUGCGGCAAUGUCGGAUUGUACAUCCAGCAUACAGUUGCUGUGUGACCAUGGAGCCUUGGUGAAUGCCAAAGAUGCUGAUGGAAGGACACCCUUGGUGCUGGCCACUCAGAUGUGCCGUCCAGCUGUAUGCCAGUUUCUGUUAGACAGAGGUGCUGAAGUCAAUGCAAGAGAUAAGCAGAAUCGGACCGCUCUGAUGCUGGGCUGCGAGUACGGCUGUAAGGAUGCUGUAGAGGUUUUGCUCAAAAAUGGAGCCGAUGUUACUUUGGUUGACGCGCUGGGCCACGACUGCUUUUAUUAUGCACGAAUUGGGGACAGUGCUGAAAUAUUGUCUCUGAUAAAGUCUGCCUUUGAAGAAUCCAGCAAAGCAGGUUACGAAAUAAUGAAGAAAGGGCAGCAACUAUUGAAGAUGCCUAGCAUGCUACCCAAAUGGACUCAACCUAAUAUCUUGGACGAAGUGAGCAAUAAACCAUUUCUGAAGGAGCACCAGAACGUACAGGAAUUAGAAAGAGAAAAUGAAGACUUAAAAGGAAGAAUGAGGGAAAUCCAGCAGGAACAACGAAUCCUACUAGACAGAAUAAAUGGGCUGCAGUUGCAGCUGAACGAGGAGCAAAUGGUUGCUGAUGAUCUUGAAACUGAGAAAGAUGAGCUUAGGAGGCUUCUGGCCACAAAGGAAAAGCAACAAGAAGAGAGCCUGCAAAUGCUUGAAACUCUGAAGUCAAAACUCAAGUUCCAUGAGGGUGACCAUGCAGGAUCCGGAAGCAACCUGAAUAACAGGAAAGAAAAUGUACUAAUGAUGGACUCAGGCUAUUCUGCAGCAUCCCAGCAAACGCUUGGUUUGGCGCCUGCUAAUCUCCAGAGCCGAUCAAUGGUGAGGCCUUUAGAGCUGUUAAGCCCAAUACAGUGUUGCCCCUCGGAGGCUGAUGCCCUCAGGCGAGAGCUCAGCAACAUCAGGAGCUGUUAUGAGGCAGCAAGAAGUGACCUAAGCAGGCUCCAGGCAGAACUGUCCCACAAGUCUGCAGAAUGCAAAGCCCUGGCAUCUGAGUGUGAAAGAAUUAAGCAAGAGUCGGAUCAGCAGAUAAAACAACUGGAAGAUGCUUUAAAAGAUGUGCAGAAGAGAAUGUUUGAUUCAGAAGGGAAAGUGAAGCAGAUGCAGACCCACUUUCUUGCCUUGAAGGAUCACCUGACCAAUGAAGCUGCUGCAGGCAGCACUAAGGUGACUGAGGAGCUAAAGGAGCAGCUGAAAGACAUGAAGGCUAAGUACGAGGGAGCUUCGGCUGAAGUGGGCAAGUUGAGGAAUCAGUUGAAGCAGAACGAGCUGUUAGUGGAAGAAUUCAGACGAGAUGAAGCAAGGCUGGUGGAGGAGAAUAAAAAGUUGCAGAAAGGACUUGGCAUGUUGAAGGUGGAACGUGAGACAAGGGAGAGGACUUUUUCUGAGGCAGAAGAGCAGCUGAAGGAAACGGCAGUGAAAUGGGCUAACAAAUUUGAAAAGAUGAAGGGUUCUCUGUCCAAUGAAAUUGACGAGAAGGGCUGGAAGAUAGCGGAGUUGGAGAAAGAGCGUGAAAAGCUGUGCACAGAAGUUCAGCACCUGAGGACGGAGCUUGAGAAGCAGAAAGCUCAGUUUGCUCACUAUGUGAAGCCAGAGGAACAUAAGCAUGUCAGAAGCAGAUAUGAGCAAAGGGCCCGUGAACUUGAGAAGGGACACUUGGAACUGAAACAGAAAAACCAAGCCUUGCAGAAGGCAGUAGAAAGAGCUCAGAUGGACCAGGGCCUCCUAAAGCAGCAGAUGGAGACCCUCAGGGAUGAGGUGAAGACCCAGUAUGUUCCUUUGAAGAUCAAUGAAGACACAAGGAAAACGGUAGGAGAGCUGAACAAGAAGCUGACGGAAACCAUUGAAAAAUAUCACCGGUAUAAAGGAGAAACAGAGAAACUGCUAGCAGAGAAACUGUGCCUACAGGAGAAGGUCAGUAAGUUUCAGACAGCUUACGUUCCUCCUGAAAAGCAUGAGAAGGAAAUAGGAGUCUUAAAAUCUACCUUGGCAGACUUGCAAAAGCAGCUUGAUGAAUUUAGCAAAAGAUACAAAAAAGAGCAGGCCAAAGUUUCUGAGCUGGUAACUAAAAAUGCAGCGCUCCAAGACGUCAUGAAGGAGCAGUAUGUCUCUUCAGAAACUCACGAAGAGGCAAAAACUACCUUGAACAUCAUGCUGGAAAGAACAGGUGAAGAACUGUCAGACCUGAAGGAGAAGAUGGAAAAGGUGAAGCAGGAAUAUAUGAAAGUGAAUGAAGAGAACGAUGCACUGAAGCAGAAGUUGAGGGGGCUGCAAAGUCAAAUGCAGGCUGAAUAUCUCAAUACAAAAGACCACGACAGUAAAGUCGCGGCUCUGAAUAAAAAUAUUCAGGACCUUCAGAGAAGCAACUCUGAAAUGCUGGCAAAGUACCAAGGAAAGCAAGAAGAAGUUGCCCAAUUGCAUGCAGAGAUUGAAGCCCAGAAGAAGGAGAUUGACUUGAUUCAAGAAUGCAUCAAGUCCAAAUAUGCUCCCCUUGCCAGUUUGGAUGAAAAAGAGCGGGACUUUGAGGCAACCAUAACGGAGCUGAAAAACCAGCUCCUGGAACAGGGGGAACAACUCAGAAUAAAAGAGGAAGAAAUCCAGAAACAUAUGGAGGAAAUCAGAAAGUUAACAGCUGGAAUCCUGGCUGUCCAAAAUGAUCUGCAGCAAAACUAUAUCCUUGCAGAGAAGUAUCAUGAAAUGGAGGGAAUGUUGGCAAGCCAGGUGGAUGACCUGAACAAGGAGUUAAAGGAGCUGCAGCAAAAGUUUGCUGAGGUCACAGGAGAGAAGGAGAGGCUUCAAGAGGAGAGUGCCAGACAGCACUCAGAGGUGCUCCUCAUGCAGAGCCGCUUGCUGAGCCAGUAUGUUCCUCUGGAGCAGGUGGAGGCCCAGGAGAGGAAGCUCAGCUGCACCAUUGAGGACCUGAAAGCAGAGCUUGACAGCCAGGCAGCCAGAAGCCAGCAAGAGCUGCAAAGAGCGCAAGAGCUGCAACAGGAACUGGCCCAUCUGCAAGCCACCUCAGUGCCUCUGGCAGAACACUCCCAAAUCAAAGAAAGGCUGGAGAAGGAACUGGCGGUCCUGCAGUCCAGAUGGAGAGAGAAGGAGGAAGAAAGCCAAACCAGAAAAGAAGAGGUCUCCCAGCUGCGCUCUGAACUUCAGAGCACAAAGCAAGCACUAAGCAAGCUGGAGAAGAGAGAGGUGGUGGAGGCAUCUGAGCACAAGAGGAUGAGAAGCAGGCUGGAAGGCCAGGUGAGCAGCCUGGCUGAGAAACUGGCUGAGCUGACUAAAAAGAUGGAGAAGCUGCAGGACGAUUCGCUGGAGACAAAUGCAGAGGAGCCAUCCUUGAAGGAUGAGAAGGAGCUGCUUCAGCCAAGAAACGUCAACAUUGAGCAGGAAAUCAAAGACCAGAAAGAGCGGUGUGACAAGUCUCUGAGCACCAUCGUGGAGUUGCAGAAAAGGAUCCAGGAGUCUGCCAAGCAGGUGGAGGCCAAAGAUAACAAGAUAACGGAACUUCUCAAUGAUGUGGAACGGCUCAAACAGGCCCUUAAUGGCCUCUCACAGCUUACCCACAACAUUCCUACAAAGAAGCAAAAUCCACAGAUGGAAGUGCUCCAGAACCAGGUGGAGACUCUACAGCAGCAGCUGGCUGAUGCUGAGAGGCAGCACCAGGAAGUCAUCUCAAUAUACCGGACACACCUUCUUAGUGCUGUUCAGGGUCACAUGGAUGAAGACGUGCAGGCAGCCCUGCUCCAGAUCAUCCGCAUGCGGCAGGGACUGAUUUGCUACGGGAAUUGAGGCUCUUUUUAGGCUGCAGACAACUUUGCCGACCUCUUAACGUCCCUUAGUGCUUAGGAGUUGGUAAUUCCCCCCCUCCCCCAGCUGCUUGUAGCAGGAAUAUGGAAAAAAUAUUUACGCAAACCCGUUUUUAAACAAAACGAAAAGAUCACCCCUGAUUUGAAAUAUAGAAGUUUUUAUUUAUAGGUAGUCAAAAUGAUGACCAAAGUGAAGUUCUCCUGAAUGUCAGAUUGACAGCCCUAAAAGAAUGCUAAUCCUGCCUUACCCAGGCAUCUUCCCCCCCCCCCUUGCAGAUGACGGAUCCUGAGCCAGGCAGCUCAGAGAAGGGGGCCUGCGUCUUCUUGGAGUGGGGGCUGGACGAGGCUGACGGUUUUUAUCUUGGCCUCAAGGCUCCCCCUGUGCUCCACGGCGGCUUGGCUGGCCAAGCUGCCUCUUUGAAGACUAGCUAAAAGUAGCAAUGCCUUUUUAUUGCUGUUUUCAGGAGAGGAAAAUACAUCAGAUAAUACUUUGCUUUUUACAAGAUACUUUUUCAUAGAGUGUUUAUUACUGAUUUAUUUGUAGUUUUAAGGACAGCAGGACUGGAUAGAUAAAAAUGAAAAGCUGUUAUGCAACCUUAAAAUGCAGCAGCUUAAAAUUUGUGUUCGAUUGUUACUUUUUUAAAAAAGAAAAAAAAUUCAACUGUUUACAGAUAAGCUAAUUAACAACUAAAAUAGUUGGGAAAAGUUUUUUAAAAAAUAAAUUUAAAAAAAAUGCAGAAGCAAAAGAAGACCUGUGCCUCUUGUAGUGGGCUUGGCUGUAGUGCUGGACUCCCCUCCCCUUCACAGCUACGAGUUGGAGGUGGAUCAAGGGCCGAAGAAGACCAGCUCGUCCUUUCCAGAUCUGUGGCUUGUUGAGGAAGGAGCAUCUUCCUAGAGCAGCAAGGGAAGUGUCUGUUCAGUUACCCAGGGAAUCGAAUUGUGUUUUAUGUAUAUUCUGUGAACGGGUGGCCGUGGCUGUCGGCCGUGGCUCCUUUCAACUUGUAGUGGGGAACUCUGCAGAAAGGGGCACCUGGAAAGACCCCUUUCUCUGGGGAAGCAUUGCUCCUGCUGUGCCUUAGCUUCUGCCACUUGUAUUCCAAACGAUGGGCCCCAAUUGCUCAAAUUCUUUGAUUUCACGCUAAGGUGAUUAAUUGCAACAUCUUAAAAUACAGUAUUUUGUAAAUUAUGUAUGAUAAUCCACUAUAAAGGAUAUUAUUUAUGCAGGGAAAACCUUUUGGUGAGAGAAUUAAUUUGGCAUAGAUGUUAUUUGUUUUAGGAAUAAAUAUAAAGGACUGGAAAGUUUGGUGUUGCUUUUUAAGUAACUUUGGAAUAGUUCCAAAAGCAGAUAUAUGGAGUUCUGGGGUUCUGGAAAAAAAAUCCACCUUUUUACAUGGAAAUGUUAAAAGCAGAUUGCUUAAAAUUCCUGCCCUUUGUCCACUUGCAAAGUGGACCUUCCAAGCACAGGGCACUAGAAUGUGUUGGACUGCAAUGGACUACAGGCUCCACGGCCGUUUCUCUGAGGCGACAGAGGAGAGGAAGUGGGGAAGCUUAAUCUGUGCGUAGAUUUGGUGGGCUUAAAAUGUUGACUUCAAAACUGAGAAAUUCAGAGGAUGCCUCUUGUGUUGCUCUUCUGGAAGGCUUAGAAUAGAUUAACCAAUUCACCAAGUGCUCUUGUUCUCAGCAACUUGAAUAACUGAACAAUAAUUGUCUGGUUUUGAUAUACUAAUACUUACAAGUAUUAUCAUUCUCUUUUCUCUGGGAGGUAUUUAUGUAUUUCUAGUCUCCCUUUUACACUACAUAUCAAUAAACCAUUAUUUUCUGUGUCA
Messenger RNA from Crotalus tigris (Tiger rattlesnake), 8969 nucleotides. It is a transcript of the gene UACA, whose product is annotated as uveal autoantigen with coiled-coil domains and ankyrin repeats. NCBI's taxonomy places the organism in Eukaryota, Metazoa, Chordata, Lepidosauria, Squamata, Viperidae. The coding region runs from base 2912 to 7126 and encodes 1404 amino acids. The transcript is spliced from 19 exons. Gene Ontology annotation, molecular function: actin binding. The record is from RefSeq and is a predicted model, not a curated record.